Molecule: messenger RNA, 2423 nt
Organism: Epinephelus fuscoguttatus (brown-marbled grouper)
Lineage: Eukaryota; Metazoa; Chordata; Actinopteri; Perciformes; Serranidae
Exons: 7
Coding region: 313-1296 (327 amino acids)
Source: RefSeq, a predicted model, not a curated record
CUUGAAAUGUUUAAAAUCAUGUUCCAUCUUUAACUUCUUGCCUUUUGGAGAUCAGGUCAUCUUCUACUUACUUAACCACUCACAGUGAACUACAUUUUGACCAGAGGUGCCCAAACUUUUAUAUGCCACUAUAGGUAGUGUGUUCCAUAUAGGAUGGUACAAAUGUAAUGUAGAAGGGAGGAGAGAAGAGUUGAGUGUGUGAUGUGUUUGGAGGAGGGGCUCCAUCAUUUAGACAAGUGACAAGUUCCUGGUUUGCCAGUGAAGAAGAAAGAGAAGAAAGAGAGGCAGCGUUAAACCAUCAGAGCCUCAAACAUGAACGUCUGUCAGACUUUGAUCUGCUUCUUCUUCCUCUCACUGUGGGACACUGAGCUCAUCAAUGCACAAAACCCCAUCCGUACAGUAACUAAAGGAGGAAACAUCACAGUUGUGUGUCCCUUCAGUUGGUCUGGAACCACAAAGUUCUUCUGUAAAAACGACUGUAAAGGUGGAGACAUUCUCAUUAAAACAAAAAAGGACACACAUCAGAGCGGCCGAUACAGCAUUGAAUAUAAAAAAAGAGCUUUUUAUGAAACUGCACUUCUGUAUGUGAGCAUCAGAAAUCUGACUGAGUCUGACUCAGGACGAUACAGAUGUCGUUUGGCCAGAAUCUUGUCUUCAGAUAUCCAGUUUGAGAUCAGAGUUAAAGAUGCUCCAACCUCUUCAGACCCAAACUGGAUUCUUCCACCUGUUACAGCAUUUGUACCAUCAGCCUCCUCUGAAGGCACCAAGCAGCCUCAACAGCAACACACAACACCAGCUGCAGGUUCAGCUGCCAAAGGUCCGCUGCUGUUUGUGGGUCUGACUCUGCUCAUCAUGUUGAUCAUAUUAUCAGCAGCUUUGAUGAUGUUCUGCAGGAAGAGGGCCAGUAAACCCAAAGCAGCUCCUGUGGAAACUGAGUGUGCUGAUGUCACAGAGACCAACAGAGUGUGUGAGGAGAUCAGAGAGGAGGACAGAAAGAGCAGAUCUCCUCCUGUAGAAAUGUCCACAGUUUACUCUUACGUCAAACCAAACGGAGUCGAAACCUCAGACGAAUACAGCCUUGUCACUGCAGCCACUCCUCAGAGGAACACUGAAGACGACUCCAGUAAACUCAUCUACUCUGAGGUGGAUUUUUCUGAAGGUGCCUCGCUCCACAGCGCCCCCUGUGGUGAUACGGAUAAGGUUGUUUAUUCUGUUCCUCGGGUAGAUGUGAGCUCAGACAGCAGCCACUCUGAAGACGCUUCACCUCCUCUGUACUCUACUGUUACUACACUUUAGCAGCAGCUUCAACGCCGUCCACACCACAUUUACUCUCUGGUGGUGUGAAGGAGUAACAUUUACACAAAAAUCUGUUUUUAUUAUUUCAGCCUGUUCUCAGUCUGAAGUCGUCAAAUAAAGCUGCUUUGUGUGUGAUUUCAACGUCAGACACUUGAUGUCAAAACCUACCUUUCAUGGUGGUAUAACACGCCGCCAGUUAGCUGGAUGGCGUCUGAUGCGAUGGUAUGAUACACAGCUUGAUGACGUCGGGUUUAAAUGCUGCUAGUAAUGAUGUAAUAUAAGGAGCAGUAAAGUCCCUGUAGGGUGUGGAGGAGAGGUGGUGGCUGCGUCCAACAAACCCUGGACUUUCAUCCAGGAGCCCAGUGUUCACUUCCCAUACGAAUGUAGAAUGUAAACCACGUGUUGUUGUUGAUGUCCCGGCGUUGGAAGCGGCAUCCAGGAGCAUCAACAGCAGACGCAGGAGGAUACCUAGAGUGUAAUAUGUAGACGUGAAAGGCCACUGACAAAGCAGCAAGCUGUCACGACUUGGGAUGAGAAUGUGUUGAUCAUUUCAGAGAGCUGAAUUGUUGCCAGCCUGGUCUCAUUCUGAAGUCGUCGAAUGCAGCUGAUUUGUGAAUAAUUUUGGCGUCAGACACCUGAUGACAUAAGACACCUUUUACAGCGGUUUGAUACGCCACUUGACGGCAUCAGUCUGCAACACGGCUGGAUGUAGCCUUUUGCCAUGCUAUGAUACGCCACCAGUUGGCUGGAUGGCAGCUAUGGUGGCUGUACGCUACACAGACGAGUGGCAUCAGUUCAUGAUGAGGCCGGGAAGCACCUGUGGCAGCAAUAUGAUAAGCUGCUGGACGGCAUCAGGUUGAAACGCUGCCGGUAAUGAUGUAUGAGCUGAGAAGUCCCUAUAUGGUGGACUGGAGAGGUGGUGGAUGUGUCCAACAAACCUGGACUUUCAUCCAGGAGCCUAGUGUUCACUUCCUGUAUGACUGUAGAGACAAACCAUGAUGUUUUCUUCUUUAUUCUGUAUUUUCAAACUGUAGUUGAUGUGUUGAGGUGGUGAAUCUCAUUAUCAUGACAACAACGGCCUGUAAAAUUUUACAUUCCUGAUCUUUUGAUACCAAAGUGUCAAUAAU